This is a messenger RNA of Passer domesticus (house sparrow), 4741 nucleotides long. RefSeq names its product NAD kinase (gene NADK). NCBI's taxonomy places the organism in Eukaryota, Metazoa, Chordata, Aves, Passeriformes, Passeridae. Gene Ontology annotation, biological process: NAD+ metabolic process; NADP+ biosynthetic process. Gene Ontology annotation, molecular function: NAD+ kinase activity. The record is from RefSeq and is a predicted model, not a curated record. The coding region runs from base 175 to 1500 and encodes 441 amino acids. The transcript is spliced from 12 exons.
GGCCGGGCCGCGCCUGCGCGGGGGCGGCGGGGAGGGGACGAUGGAGGCGCGCAGGGCCCGGCGGCCCCGCGCCCCUCACAGCGCCCAGCGCCGCCAGCAGCGCCGCGGGGCCCGGCCCUGAGCCACGCCGGAUUGAAUUUCUCUCUCUCUGGCUGAGGUUCCUGCAGCUGCAGCAUGGAGAUGAGUCGGGAGAAGCUGUGUGCCAGCAAGGCUGAUGGCAGCUCAGACUCUGCCUACCACUGCUCGGCGUGCCACGGUGACGAGGAGUGGGGCAGCACCAGCCGGGGCCGGGCCAAGUCACGCAGUUUGUCAGCUUCACCUGCCCUUGGGAGCACCAAAGAAUUCAGGAGAACACGCUCCUUGCAUGGACCAUGCCCAGUGACCACGUUUGGACCAAAGGCCUGCAUGCUGCAGAAUCCCAAAACGAUUAUGCACAUUCAGGAUCCAGCAAGCCAGCGGUUGACAUGGAACAAACCUCCCAAGAGUGUCCUUGUGAUCAAGAAGAUCCGUGAUGCCAGUCUGCUGCAGCCCUUCAAAGAGCUCUGUGUGUACCUCACUGAGGAGAACAAUAUGAUAGUGUAUGUAGAGAAAAAAGUGUUGGAAGACCCUGCUAUAGCUAAUGAUGAGAAUUUUGGACCAGUGAAGAAGAAAUUUUGCACCUUUAGAGAAGACUAUGAUGAUAUCUCCAAUCAGAUAGACUUCAUCAUAUGCCUGGGAGGAGAUGGGACCUUACUUUAUGCUUCUUCACUUUUCCAGGGUAGUGUACCUCCAGUCAUGGCUUUUCAUCUGGGAUCCCUUGGAUUUCUUACUCCAUUUAAUUUUGAGAAUUUUCAGUCCCAAGUCACUCAGGUUAUAGAAGGCAAUGCUGCUCUGGUUCUCCGGAGCAGGCUCAAGGUGAAGGUGGUCAAGGAGCACAGGGAGAAAAGCACAGUGCAGAAUGGCAUCGAGGAGAAUGGAGUCGUGUCUGCAAGCCUGGAGAAAGAAGUGGGCAAACAAAUUAUGCAAUAUCAGGUCCUCAAUGAAGUUGUGGUGGAUCGUGGCCCUUCCUCCUACCUGUCCAACGUGGAUGUGUUCCUGGAUGGGCACCUGAUAACCACAGUGCAAGGAGAUGGGGUGAUCGUGUCCACGCCGACCGGCAGCACCGCGUACGCCGCCGCGGCCGGAGCGUCCAUGAUCCACCCCAACGUCCCUGCCAUCAUGAUCACCCCCAUCUGCCCCCACUCCCUGUCCUUCAGACCCAUCGUGGUUCCUGCUGGAGUGGAGCUCAAGAUCAUGCUCUCCCCAGAUGCCAGGAACACGGCGUGGGUUUCGUUUGAUGGAAGGAAGAGGCAGGAGAUAUGCCAUGGAGACAGUAUCAGCAUCACUACCUCUUGUUACCCCCUCCCCUCCAUCUGCUUCCGGGACCCCGUGAGCGACUGGUUCGAGAGCCUGGCCGAGUGCCUGCACUGGAACGUCCGCAAGAAGCAGAACAACUUUGCCGUGGAGGAGGAAGAAUUCUGAGUGUCCACACCCAGCAGGGCUCGUGGCAGUGCAAUGUGGCAGAAUCCCUCCCCUCUGCUGGGAUUUGGAGCAGUGGAACGUGGCAGAAUCCCUCCCCACUUGGAUCUCGGAGCUCUCGGUGCAGGCGCCGCCCCGGAGCUGCCUGGUGGUUGUGUUGAUAUCCCUGAGGUGCUGGGGCUGGGAAGGGUUGAGCUCCUUCCUGGCCAUCAGGAGUGGGAGUGGAAGGUUCUGAUCCAGUGGGAAUUUCCUUCCAAGCGAGCAGUCUGAGAGUGGAUCAUUCCUGACUGCUGUCCAAAACCACAUCUGCAGAUUUGAUUGUAACCUCCGACUUACCAGUUCCAUGGUAGGCUGAAUGUAGCUCCACCAGGGAAAAGUGGCAGCAGAAAAGUGGCAUUAAAAUCUUUUCUUUGAUAGGUUUGUAACUCCAUUUAACACUGCUAGGAACAGAAAGGCUCUGAGAAGUUUUCUUAUUUUAAAAACAAAGCUCCUCUUUGUUAUCUUAAAUACACCUUGCCCAGAAAAUACUUUCUUACUUGCAAGUGUGACACGCUGAAGAAACAUCCACAAAGGAUGUUUUUUAUUAAUAGAUGGAAUUAGUAAUUAAAAGUAUAUAUUUUUUAUAUAUACAUUUUUUUCUCUUGUGCCCAUUUGAGCAGUGGUUGACCCUUGGCUGUCAGCACUGUGGAAAUACCCACAAACAGCAGGGAUGAACAUUCAUUAUUCUGGGUUUGUAGCUGAGCUGAUUCACAGCUCUGCACUUCCUCUUGGUGGGAAUCAUCCACGUGUUGUUUUUUCUUAUUAUUUUUGUUUGAUUCCCUGGGAUAAAUGGUAGCAUUAGAGACUAUCAUGUUUAAAAAAUAAUAAUAAUAAUUCUCCAAGUGUUCAAGAAGAAUCUGGACUUCAAUUGCUACUGAAUUCACUGUUGUCCUGAAGAAAAUAUCCUUUUCUAAGAUCCUGAAUGCCCUCAACUUCCAUGAAACCUUCCAGCUCUUGGUGCUGAGUAAUCCAGGGUGGGAUUCUGCAGUGGUGGGCUGGAGAAAUGAGGACACAUUCCCAGGGGAGUAGCAACGGUGCCUUCAGCACACUCAAGAUAUUCUAAGUCUCACAUUUACUUUUUUUAAGAUGCUUUCAAAUGUUUCUAACUUCUCUCUGUACAUAUUUUAUUGUAUGUGCUUUUAUGAAAGAACAACAACAACAAAAAACCCAACAAAAGAACUGGUUGGGAUGGGGGGAGAGGGUUUGUACUGUACUUUACCUGCAAAACAGCAAACCCAAGGAUAAUGUUUACAUUUAUGUUCUCUGUGGUGCAGUCUCUUAUCAUCUUACCCAAACUUCAGCAUUUUCAAGUCUUGCUGCAUCGCUCACUGAGGGAGGGAGGGACAGGAGCUGCUCAGUCCUGGGCAGAACCUGGCCAGGGAGUGGAUUCCUGGCUGAGGAGGGAUUUCCUUGGGAACAGGGGCAGAACCUGGCCAAGGAAUGGAUUCCUGGCUGAGGAGGGAUUUCCUUGGGAAGGGGGCAGAACCUGGCCAAGGAAUGGAUUCCUGGCUGAGGAGGGAUUUCCUUGGGAAGGGGGCAGGACCUGGCCAAGGAAUGGAUUCCUGGCUGAGGAGGGAUUUCCUUGGGAAGGGGGCAGAACCUGGCCAGGGAGUGGAUUCCUGGCUGAGGAGGGAUUUCCUUGGGAACAGGGGCAGAACCUGGCCAAGGAGUGGAUUCCUGGCUGAGGAGGGAUUUCCUUGGACAUGGGGCAGGAUCUCUGCUGAACCUUUUCCAUGAUUGUCUUACGUUGUGUCUGUGGUCCAAAGUGGAAAUGGGAAUGGCUUCAUUUCCAAACCUGUUGUCCUCUGGUGGUUUCAAUAAUGUCUCAUCCCUUUUGGAUGCUGCCCUGGGCUGAGCUCAUCAAGUGCAGGUGAGAGCAUUUUCCAGAAAAGAGAAGCAAACUCUUGGGUGAAGAUUCAGAUCACAACGAAAGCGUGUUGGGAUAAAUGAACACUUGGUCUGUACAUUUUGUAACAUAGAAUAUUGGUUUGAUUGGGUCAAAACCAGAUGGAUUUUGGGAUAUCUUGGAGAAUCUCCAGAGAGCUUUUGGGAUUUCUCUUUCACUUGAGUCUGCAGUAAUUGUUUUAUCACUGUUUUGAAGCUGCUUACGGGUUUCCUAAGCGGAGUAUUCAGUUAUUUCAUAACUGGUUACUUUUGGAACUAGAGAAGUGUCAGGCUGUUUUGCUUUGGAACUCUUUUAUUUAAACAUGCAAUAAUUGAGAGAAGGAGCAGGGUAUGGUGUCUAGAGAAACGUGUGGAUGAGUGGAGAGUGAGCAGUUCUAGGCACACUGGGGAGUGGAAGAUCAUUUUGCAGAGGUGAAAUGAUUGAUGAGCCUUAUCUAGUAUUUUUUUAAAGAUAAAACUAUAUUCAGCACUUUUUAUUUAUGCUUUUUAUAAUAGUAAAGCUAUUCUUAAAGCUAAAUUGCCGAACUUUUAAUUUUCAGAGUGCACAGGCAAUUAAAUCUGUAAUCAAAGUGUACUGAACUACUUUAGAUCUACGUUAGGGGUUGGCUUGAAAUUUCUUCUUUCAAUUUCUCACCUGCUGCAAUUGCAUUGCUGCCUCUGAGGCUGCUGCAGCUUUGCUUGUGCAGAGUUGUGCUGAGAAAAGGCAUUUUCUGGGUGGCUGCUGAGCGACUUCAGCCCUGGCUUUUCCUCCAAAAGCUGCCUUGAUUCUCCCUGGCCCAGCCUGGGCUGUGGUAAAGUUUUUAAUCUGCAAACUGCAGGGCAGGGAGGCUGCAGCAGCCCUGGAGUUCUGCUCUGAGCUGCUCCAGGAGUGGGGGAGCUGAGGCAGGAAAAAGCUGGAAUGCACCUCACUUUAUUGGCAAUAAAACCUCGUUUUGCUAAUGUAGCUUAUUCUGAAUAACUUGGUUAAACUGUGCUAAAAAUGGGGGUUUGCUGAUUAAGAGUUUUUAAUAAAAGGGUUUGUAAGUCACUGGCACUUGCAAAUCCUUUCAUCUACAAAGGGCCAAAAUGGAAGCUGGGAAAUUAAUUUGGUUUUUUUUUAAGAAAAAAAAAGAAGUUAUCCUCUGGUAGAAAUGGAAGAAGUUGUUACCAACUGUAGUAGGGAAUAAAGCAGUGUACUGAAUUUUUAAAAGCUAAAAAAUCCUGUUACAUAUUGUUAACACAUUGAAAACUUGGUUUUAAAUAUUGUUGAGAAACAAAAUAUUUUUCAAUCCUUUCAAUAAAACUUUUUUGUAAAGUUGGA